CUCAGCCAUACGCCGUUCUCAAAGCUAUAGCUGAGACCAAAUCUGACGCACUUAACAUUAAAGCUGCUUCUAUGCUCACCUUUCCUUUUAUGACGCGCUUUCCUGCUUAAGUUAAUACGUUUAUGACAAAACAUUAUCAAUUGUUAAACACUGAAUAUCGGAUAACUUGACUAUGCAACGCCGGCGACACUGAGCGGGAUUCUAGGCGGCGUUCCAGGCUGCAGAAUGGACCCUGUUUCCCAACUAGGACGCAAUGCGUACUAUGCACUAUGCGUAGCGUUUGCCGCUAAAGACAAAGACAAGCUCUAUGCGCCGGAAACGGAUGUGCUUCUCGAGGAAGCUCGCGAGCUGCUGGGCGUCUCAGAAGAGGAGGAUGAGGCUUUUCGCGAGCAAAUAGAAAAGGACCCUAUGAUAGCAGCUCUAAGGCGAGGGGAGAUGCCGCCAGGGGGGGUGCGGCUGCCUGGCGGUGUAGCCCUGCCUCGGGGCGGUGCCGCCGCCGCUGCUGCUGCUGGGGCGUACGGCAGCGCACAUGGUGGGAUGCCGCCCCCAGGGGGAGCAGCAGCGGGGGGUGGAGGUGGGGGCGGAUACGACAUGCCGUACUCGGCACCAGCGGCCAUGCAGCAAAAGGCAGCAGCGCCCAAGAAAGCCGCGCCCCCGCCCCCUGCCGCCGCCGCCCCUCCCGCCGCCGCCUCCGCCACCUCCGCCCUGCUAGGCCGCAAGCUGCAGCGGCUCUUCCCCGACCUCUCGCCUCCCUGGGUGACGGGUACCAUCGUGCAGUUCAACCCCGCCAACGGGAAGCACCUGAUCCAGUACGGCCCGCCGCUGCGGAAGGAGCUCUGGGACUGCAUUGAGGACU
Molecule: messenger RNA, 856 nt
Organism: Astrephomene gubernaculifera
Lineage: Eukaryota; Viridiplantae; Chlorophyta; Chlorophyceae; Chlamydomonadales; Astrephomenaceae
Source: the annotation of a GenBank genome assembly